Messenger RNA from Portunus trituberculatus (swimming crab), 741 nucleotides. RefSeq names its product cytochrome c oxidase subunit 5A, mitochondrial-like (gene COX5A). The record is from RefSeq and is a predicted model, not a curated record. Bases 83 to 541 code for a protein of 152 amino acids. The transcript is spliced from 4 exons. Gene Ontology annotation, biological process: mitochondrial electron transport, cytochrome c to oxygen. Gene Ontology annotation, cellular component: mitochondrial inner membrane. NCBI's taxonomy places the organism in Eukaryota, Metazoa, Arthropoda, Malacostraca, Decapoda, Portunidae.
GGCGGUUCUGAGGAACAGAGCCGCUGCCUCCCACCGCCAGCUGGUCCUCCAUUGCCGCCACCGAGCCCUCACUGCCCGGAAAAUGCUCCGCUCAGCCCUCUCCAGAGCCUCCUGCCUCGCCCGGGCCUCCCUGCUGGAGACUGCCAGCAGGGUACCAGCAGCCACAGUGAGCCGUAAUGUGUCCAAACACAGCACUGAGACUGAUGCUGAGCUGGAUGCCCGGUACGAGGCUUACUUCUCCAGGAACGACAUUGAUGGCUGGGAGAUCCGCAAGGCCAUGAAUGACUUGUGUGGUAUGGACCUUGUACCUGAACCCAAGAUUAUCAUUGCUGCCUUGAAAGCCUGCCGUCGUGUGAAUGACUAUGCUCUGGCUGUUCGUUUCAUGGAAGCCGUCAAGGAGAAGUGUGGCAACAAACAGAAGGAGAUCUACCCAUACAUCCUGCAGGAGAUUGGGCCCACCCUGAAGGAGCUUGGUGUCAAUACUCCUGAAGAACUUGGCUAUGACAAGCCAGAGCUGGCUCUUGCUAGUGUAUAUGACUAAGUGAUUAACUGUCCCUUGUAUAUUUUUCUCCAAACUUACAAUUCAACCCAUUCAUGAAAUAGAGCAACGUGUUUAUUGUCUUGGUGUAAUUACUCGGUGUGGAAAUUUCCCCGUAUGUGUGGAAUUCUACAGAGUUUGUACAGAGUGAAGAUUCUCCAUAUAUAAAGUUAAUAAAUUAUGUACAGAUGGUAUGACUUGUG